Messenger RNA from Zonotrichia albicollis (white-throated sparrow), 491 nucleotides. Lineage: Eukaryota; Metazoa; Chordata; Aves; Passeriformes; Passerellidae. The record is from RefSeq and is a predicted model, not a curated record.
ACUAUGAGAAGACAAAGAAAUGAAGUUGUCGUGGAGUUGAGAAAGAACAAAAGAGAUGAGCAUCUCCUAAAGAGAAGGAAUGUUCCCCACGAAGAUAUCUGUGAGGAUUCUGAUAUUGAUGGGGACUUCAGAGUGCAAAACACUUCUUUGGAGGCAAUAGUACAGAAUGCUUCAAGUGACAACCAGGGUAUUCAGUUAAGUGCUGUGCAGGCAGCAAGGAAGCUGCUGUCCAGUGACCGCAACCCACCCAUCGACGACCUCAUAAAAUCAGGAAUAUUACCUAUCCUAGUGCACUGUCUUGAAAGAGAUGACAAUCCUUCCUUACAGUUUGAAGCUGCGUGGGCGCUGACAAACAUCGCCUCUGGCACCUCGGAGCAGACCCAGGCUGUGGUUCAAUCCAAUGCUGUGCCGCUUUUCCUGAGACUGCUGCAUUCACCUCAUCAAAAUGUUUGUGAGCAAGCAGUGUGGGCUUUAGGGAAUAUCAUAGGUGG